Molecule: messenger RNA, 1087 nt
Organism: Triticum aestivum (bread wheat)
Lineage: Eukaryota; Viridiplantae; Streptophyta; Magnoliopsida; Poales; Poaceae
Product: bZIP transcription factor 2-like
Exons: 1
Coding region: 159-779 (206 amino acids)
Biological process (GO): regulation of DNA-templated transcription
Molecular function (GO): DNA-binding transcription factor activity
Source: RefSeq, a predicted model, not a curated record
UAAGCUAAGCUCUGGCGACGUGGGUCCUGUAGCUGCUGCACAUCUCCACUAUAAAUCUGCCCUCUCGCCUCCGUAAUCACAGGCCACUCUCUUCGCCCUCGCCUCCGUUCCGCUCCACACCUAACACCUAGCUAGCUAGCUCGACCGACCGAGCGAGCAUGUACCCCGCCGAGCUCGCCAGCGUCCCGUACCUCUCCGCUGCGACUGCAACGGCGGCCUUCAGGCCUCAUUGCCAGGUGGCUCCGGACGACUUCCUCUUCCAGUACGGCGGCGGCGGGCUCAUGGUUCCUCGGGCGUCGUCCUACCAGCAGCACGACGUCGUCGGCCAGCUGCUCCACGAGGCCGCCGCCGGCGGCGGCCUCCUCCUCCCGUUCGGGGCCAGGCCGUCCAACUCGGACGAGUCGGACGAGUGCCACCACCACCACCACCAGGCGGCGCGCUGCGGCGGCAGCCUCGCGGAGGAGCGGCGGCGGCGGCGGAUGGUGUCGAACCGGGAGUCGGCGCGGCGGUCGCGCAUGAGGAAGCAGAAGCAGCUGAGCGAGCUGUGGGCGCAGGUGGUGCACCUCCGCGGCGCCAACCGCCAGCUGCUCGACCAGCUCAACCGCGUCAUCCGGGACUGCGGCCGCGUGCUGCGCGACAACUCCGGCCUCAGGGCCGAGCAGGCCAAACUGCAGGAGCGGCUCGAGGAGCUCCCUGCUGUGCCGGCGGCCGUGGCCGUGGCGGUGGAGGGCGCGGGAGAAGUUGAGCUUGAUGCUGCCCAGGGUGACAUGAUCGACUAGAUGAUGAUCGAUGUUAUUAGUAUAUGAGAACUUGAAUUACCAUUUUUGUACCUCUGCUCCGCUGCUCGAUGUGGGACGCCAUUGUUAGCAUGUACGUAUUCUUUUAGACAUACCAGUGUUGGCAUGUACUACUACUAGUACUAGUGGUUCCAAAUAAGAAAAUGCUGGCAUGUAGUGGUGACCUUUCCAGUUUCUUUCAUAAUCUUCUGUCAUCGUCAUGUAGUACAAAGGAGGAACUUCAUGCUCUCCUUUUUUAUUUUUCCCAAGGGCCAUGGCAAAAAUUUGCGAGUGCUAUAUAUCUCCGCAAA